GUCUGGUAUGGCACCUCAGGCUAUGCCUGUUGUGAGGUCUUGAGUGCUUCGCGGAGGAGGCCCUCGUUGGCCGACGUGAGCGGCAGCAACGGCAGCCGGAUGCCACCUGCAUCACAUCGAUGACCCACACGGACGGUCAAACAAACCGUGUGUGUGGUGUAGGUGUGGUGUGCCUGUCGGCCGACGUCCGUCCGUCCGUCCGCACCUUUGAUUUUGCCCAUCUCUUUGAGGAGGAACUUGGAAGGGGUUGGGUUCGGCUCGCAGAACAGAGCCUGCAAGAAAUGGAAUGCCAGACGUCACGUCACCAGGCUUGGAUGGGGUUGGCAGUGCAGUGCAGUGCUGCCAGUGAGGUGUCAAUCAAUCUCACCUACCUUGUGCAGCGGUGUCAGGAAGGAAUCGAGCCUCUCUGCCUCUGUGAACUGCCCACACACACACACACACACACACCAAGCGAUGGAUCAACACCCGGACGGAGGAAUGAAGGUAGCCUGCAGUCGUUCUUGUCAUUUUGUGCCUACGUCCUUGGCGAGUCCGGCCUUGCACAUUCGUGAGAAGAGCCCCGGCGCCACGUUGGCCGUCACCGAUAUCACACCGUCGCCUCCUGUAAGUAAGAUAGACACAUACACCCCCCACCCACAAAAAAUGCAGACGUACGUCUGUCUACUCCCUUCCCGUUCUUGCCCUGUCACCCUGUUUGAUCGACUCGCAGGCCAGCCCGUCCUCACCACUGCAUUCAUCCCAUCCACAUACACGUACACACACAUACACAUACAGACACAUGCGUGUGUGCUUCCAGGCGGGGCGGGGCGGCUCACCUGUAGACGACGAAGUCGGGCCCGCAUCUCUUGCGUAUGUCGGCGAACCUCUCGAUCUUCCCCGCCGCCUCCUUGGUCGCAAUGAUCGACCCCACCUUGGACAACCUGACGUGACCAACACACACGCAACUUAAUUUGUGUCCAUAUGGCGUGUAUGUUUGUUGUGGGUGUGGUUGUGGUCGUGUGUUGGUUGUGAUGUGGCCCACUGACUGACUGACCUCUCGACAGUUUCAGGCAGCAUGUCGCACCCCGUCCUCCCCGGGACGUUGUAGAGGAUGAUGGGCAGCUGGGGGACGGCCUUGGCCACAGUCGUGUAGUGCUGAUAGAGGCCCUCCUGCGACACACAGACAGACAGACAGACAGACCCCCGAGCAUGUGAUGACGUCAUGGGGAGUGCGUGUGCAGCUAUAUGAUCUAUCAGCGCAUCAAUCAAUCAGCGUACAGUCAGUACCUGUGUUGGCUUGUUGUAGUAUGGGGUCACUAUGAGGGCUGCAUCCGCACCAAGCUGAUUGAUGCACGCACACACGCAUGCCAUGCCAUGCCAUGCUAUGCCAUGUCCGUCUUUGCCAGCCAGUCCGUGUGUGUGUCUGCCCUGGCCUGUUUCUGUGACCCACCCCACCUCUAGAGCCCUCUUGGUCUUGGCAACCGUGGCGGCAGUCGAAUUGGUGCCCGUCCCUGAAGCACACAACAAACAAACACCCCACCGGUGGGUGAACCAUAUCAGUCAAUCAAUCGGUGAGUCUGCUCUGCCUGUGUGUGGCUGGUCGUGUCUGUCGUGGUGAGCUGGUCCGACCUGCUAUGACGGGUACCCUGCCCUUGGCGUGUGUGAUGCAGGUGCCGACCACCCCCUCCCACUCGGCCCCAUCCAAUGUGGGCGACUCCCCUGUCGUACCAACCUGCACACAUCGAUACCGGCAGAUGACAGAGAGUGCCAUUCGUACCUACCGCCACGAUGCCGUUGGUGCCCUCAGCGAUGUGCCAAUCAACCAGGCCCUUCAGGGCCUGACGAAAGAGAAAUCAAAGAGCAACAAACACAGCAGGUCCGAUCCGCCUUCCUUUGGCAUCCAACCAACAUGUGUGUGUGGCGUACAGUGGCAUACAGAGUGAGUGCGUCUGUCUGUACCUCACCUCGUAGUCGACGGCUCCCUCUUCUGUCAUGGGCGUCACCACCGCCACAAUGGACCCCUUCAGCUUACUCAUAUCGAACCCACCCAUACUGGCUGGAAUCUGUCCAACCAACGUCCAAAUGCCGUCACACACACAAGGGGCUUCGCUGAAACAGUCAACUUCAAAAAUAUUGG
Vitrella brassicaformis is the source of this 2116-nucleotide messenger RNA. Lineage: Eukaryota; Vitrellaceae. The record is from the annotation of a GenBank genome assembly.